Molecule: messenger RNA, 2415 nt
Organism: Oncorhynchus tshawytscha (Chinook salmon)
Lineage: Eukaryota; Metazoa; Chordata; Actinopteri; Salmoniformes; Salmonidae
Product: bMERB domain-containing protein 1
Exons: 6
Coding region: 351-950 (199 amino acids)
Biological process (GO): negative regulation of microtubule depolymerization
Cellular component (GO): microtubule cytoskeleton
Source: RefSeq, a predicted model, not a curated record
CUUCUAAUAAAUAAUUUUAUGGAAAACUAAUAGAAAUGUAUAGAAAAUGUCGAUUUCCAGCUUUGUAUUUGACAAAUAUGACACUGUUUCAAUGCAAGCUCGGUGCCGUUUUUCUCCCAAUCUCCGGUUCGAAAUGCGCGUGCGCUCUGCAUCCAUCUGUGUACGGUGUACCACACAUCUAGGAAUUUGUAAGCUUAAAUAAAGAUGCUCAACGUCUCGGCUCGGUGGUGCCUUCGUAUCGGCGAAACUGAUUUAUCCUGAAAGGAAAACAAGAGCAGAACUCAAUAUAGGAUUUUAACAACAUUCCACAACCCAUUAAAGUCUUAGUGUAUCAUAAAUCAAUUCCAGCUAUGGAAUUGAAGAAAUCAUUUUCUGAUACCGAGCGCUCAUUGAAGAGCUACGGCUCUGUAUCGGAAACGGAAUGGACAAAAGACAAAGGUCAGUCAGAUGUGUCCAUGGCGGAGAGCAUCAUGUCUCCAGAUGAGAUUGAAGUGGAGAUGGCUCGCAUCCAGCGCCUCAGGGAGGUGCUGGUAAGGAGGGAGUCCGAACUGCGCUUUAUGGCGGAUGACAUCCAGCUCUGCAAAGACAUCAUGAGUCUGAAACAGGAGCUGAGGAAGGUGGUAACUGUACCAGAGAAAGAGAAGACCAAGAAACAGAGACAGUGGGAGGAGGAGUUGAUCCUGAAAAUCCAUAAACUGGUGCAGAAGAGGGAUUUCCUAGUGGACGAUGCAGAGGUGGAGAGAUUAAGGGAGCAGGAGGAGGACAAGGAGAUGGCUGAGUUCCUGAGACAGAAGCUGAUGCCUCUGGAGAAGCUGGCCAGAGAAGCUGCCCAAAAUCCCCAGAAGCCCAAGAGACAAGUCCCUGAUCCUCCGCCCAGCAAGCCAUCCAUCACCAAGUCCAUCACCAUCAUCAAGGACUGCUGCGGAGCCACCCAGUGUUGUAUCAUGUAACCGUGGUUAAAGAGGAGUUGAGGACAGUACACCCUCCCAUUCACAGCACCACCCUAGUAACAACAACACAGUCACACUGUACAUCUGUCACCUGACCUGGUCUCUUGGUGUCAUAUCACCUAUCGUUACAUCAAUUCCUGUGAUCCAGAGAACCCUGGUGCAAAAUGGACGCCCAUAUAGAGGUGAUAGAUGGACAGGCCUGGCCACAUGUAAAUAAUGGAAUAACAGAAAUGUAAAUGAAAUAUGUGGCACUAUAUAAUGUUAAAAGGCAAUUGGAAAUUGAAUAUAUGGGACCUGUACAGUAUUGUAAGCAAUACACCAAUUUAUAUUGAUUUAGGGACUCAUUACAUCCCUCUUGAAACAUUCUUCAGAGAUCAAUAAUGACAUAUAUUCCUCAGAUUUAUAAGCACAACGUCCCAUACCCAACCACAAACGCAUCAUACCAAGGUUCUCUGUCCACCAGGAAAUGACAUCAUGACUUAAUUGUUAUUGACUUUGUCAUUUUGAAUAACGGGUAUUUACUGGAUGCUUCAAUUCCAACCCUUUAACGGAACAACUAGAACUCCUCUCAGACUUAGGACUGUAUGCUUACCAGGGUGGGGUCAAUUCCAUUUCAAUCCAGUCAAUUACUUACCGAAUUACCAGAUUUUAAAAUGAAUUGAUCCAACCCUGAUGCUUGCUCUGGAACUGUAGAUUAUGACACACUUCACUCACUGCAGUACAUUUUUUAUCCCUUUAUUGUAAAGGUAUACUUCCUAUAUAAACAGUAUUACUGAACACAGUUGCUAUGAUACCAUUUACAUUGGCAAGCUGCAACAAUCGCAUGAUUGAGUUAUUUUGUUUUUCUAUGAUGUAUAUUAACGUAUCAAUAACCAGCCAGUAUACACGCAUUUAUGUUGCUAAGGCAAAGUCAGCCUUACAACUGGUCAUUCUUAUCUUCACCAAAACAUACUGGUAGUUAUUACCAUGGUAUCACUACAAUAUUAUUCAUGAUUACAAUGAAUAAGUAUAGCAAAGGAAAACAAUUAGCGCCAUACUACGAGUCUUGCAAUUUCUACGGCAAAACAAGAAGAGGUGAAUGCAAUUAUUUGUACAUGCCUUUGUUAAGAUUCUGGAAAAGAGAGUGUUUGUUGGAAUCUGUUUGUAGAAGAUUAGGGAGUCCUGUUCAACAAAGUGACCCUCUACUUCAGAAUAUUGUCCUCUACCUUUGGGUAGAUCUCGGAAGUAUUUUUCUUGACUCAUCAAGUCCUUCUCCUUGCUUCCAUCGGAGGUUUUGAGAAGCAAAGAAUUGAGGAAAACACUGACACUCAUCCCUGAACUUUGUUCUGUAGUAUAUUAGUGAUGCUUUAAUGUCCAAAUUGAACAAUAUGCAUAAAAUGAGCCGAAAUUACCUGUCCAUAUACAGUACCAGUCAAAAGUUUGGACACACCUACUCAACAUUUUUUUUAUUUUUUACUAUUUUCUA